AAACUGAAGAUGCCUAAAGCAUCCGAUAAGAAAUCGUCAUACGAAAAGGACAUUCCAUCUAAUCCAAAGGAUUGGAAGAAAUGGAAAGAAGAGAGAAAACGACAGAAAAGAAAAUGGAAGGAAGAAGCACUAAUAAAAAAAUUGGAGAAAGAAAAAGAAAGAAAGAAAAAUGAAGAAGAAGAAAAGACAAGAGCCAUUGAAGAAGAGAAAGUGAAAGAGAGAUUAGGAGUCCAACAGACUGUUUCCAUAGCUUUGCCUGGAUCUAUAUUGGAUAAUGCCCAGUCUCCAGAGCUUCGUACUUACUUAGCAGGACAGAUUGGUAGAUCUGCUGUCAUAUUUAAUGUGGAUGAAGUUGUGAUUUUUGAUGAGACUGGAUCCACUAAUAGGUCAGUUGAAGGUCAGUAUGAUGGGAUUGGUAAGAAAGGGCAGGCCAAUGUCCAGCUGGCUAGAAUUCUACAGUACCUCGAGUGUCCACAGUACCUACGGAAAUCCUUCUUUCCUCAACAUAAGGAUCUUCAAUAUGCUGGCUUGCUGAAUCCUCUAGAUUCCCCACAUCACAUGAGAGCAGACCAAAAGUGUUAUUAUCGGGAAGGGGUUGUUUUGGAUAAGCCAGUCGCUCAAGGAAAAGGUUCCUAUGUGAAUGUGGGUCUUCUGAAGGAGGUUCAGAUUGACAAACAACUACAACCUGGUGUAAGAGUGACAGUAAAACUGGCUGAAUUAGAGACAGAGAAAAAGAACUUUAAAGGGAAGGUAGUCACACCAUCUCUGCCGAAGGUGGAGGGGGGGUUAUACUGGGGAUACCAGGUACGACUGGCUAGUUCUAUCGGGGCUGUAUUCACAGAAUGUCCUUAUAAGGAUGGAUAUGAUAUGACCAUUGGUACAUCUGAGAAAGGUGACUGUGUGGACAAAAUGGAGAAGACAAAAUACAGACAUGCUCUGGUGGUGUUUGGUGGUGUGAAGGGACUGGAGUGUAGUUUGGAAGCUGACGAAGCAUUGGAGGAGGACGAUCCUAGUGCUUUAUUCCAACAUUACAUAAACACAUGUCCCCAACAGGGCAGUGGGACCAUUCGUACGGAGGAAGCCAUUCUCAUUACGAUGUCAGCCCUACGCCCAGUGCUGUGUAACACAGAGCAGGAAACAUCUUGAUGUUAAUAAAAAAUAUGUUACUUUUA
Ylistrum balloti is the source of this 1172-nucleotide messenger RNA. RefSeq names its product putative methyltransferase C9orf114. Gene Ontology annotation, cellular component: kinetochore; spindle pole centrosome; mitotic spindle. Gene Ontology annotation, molecular function: miRNA binding. Lineage: Eukaryota; Metazoa; Mollusca; Bivalvia; Pectinida; Pectinidae. The transcript has 11 exons. The record is from RefSeq and is a predicted model, not a curated record. Gene Ontology annotation, biological process: maintenance of centrosome location; miRNA processing. The coding region runs from base 10 to 1146 and encodes 378 amino acids.